GUCUCCGCGGCCCCUCCUCCCUGUUCCUAGUGAAAACCGAGCUAGUGAGGGAAAAGCGACGGGAGGACAGACCAAGGAGGGAGAAAGCUUUCUGUAUCAGCUAGUCUACUGGUUUCGGCUACUUUUUUCCUUGUUUCGGUUGUUUCAUAUCAAUGUGCAUCGAUGUGGCGAUACCCAGUGCGUAUUUUAUUCGGCUGGAAAACGUCGUAAAGCUGAGCGCUCACACGGUGAACGACAGUCUGACCGCUGAAGCUUAGCUCAACUGAACCCAAGUUAGCCUCCUCUGGCUAACUUUAGCAGCACGUAAGAAAGGACAGAAAACAGAUUUGUGACAAAGGGAGUUACAGCAAAUAGGGACGCUUCGGCGUAAUUUAACUCGUAAUGUUUCCUCCACGGAUUAACUUUACGGACGGAUGAAAACGACAUUAUCGACUGGUGAAGAGCGAACACAACAGCGAGCCGGACGACCACUGCUAUGUUGGGGGUGACUCUCAGUUCUGGCAGCCCGUCUGGGCGCCGAUUCUGGCCUCACUGGGUGCUGUGGAGGCUCGGGGGAUUCUUCCUGCUGCUGCUGCUGGAAGGCGCCGGCUGCCUCGCCAGUCAGAGCAGCCCUUCAGGCGUCCACAUCAACAACAACCCUAGUGUCAACAUUUACAUGAGCGUGGAGGAGGUGAAGAAGCUUUUAGGUCUAGAUGCAGAGCUGUAUUAUGUACGAGAUGACGUGGUGAAUCAUUAUGCUCUCUCCUUCAACAUGACUGUGCCCACUGAGACCAACAGCCUGUACUUCACCUGGUAUUCCAAGUCAAAGGUUGACUACCAGCUUGCAUUCUAUGUGGAGAACCCUGCUGCCCUGAACACCCCAUGGAGUAACAUCUCCAGUCAGGGAGAGGUGCCCCGCGUUCCCUCAGUGUUUAGGGUGGACAUCGUCUGUUCUGAAAACGUCGAUGAAGAGGUGUUUGUUACAAUGCAGCUCAAUCUGACCAGCCAUGUCAACAACUUCACAGUGCUGAACUUCAAGAGGAGGAAAAUGUGCUUCAAAAGAAUUGACUCCGACUCGAACAUUCCCGUACCCAUCAACAAUAACAGCGCUCUUCCAAUGGGCUUUGAUGGUGUGCCCACUCCCACCACCUCCACCCAGGUGUUCUACAUAAGCGUGAGCAUCUGCUGCAUUGUUAUAUUUCUUGUGGCCAUCAUCCUGGCCAUCCUUCACCUGCACAGCGUAAAGAGGGUGGAGAUGGAAGACAGUGUGAGUGACAGUGGAAGCUCGCAGGGUCUUUCUCAACCGUCCACUCAGACCACACAGUACCUGAGGGCCGACACGCCAAACAACGCUGCUUCUGUCACCAACAAUCACCCUGGCUCUGCACCCAUUCUCCAGCUUGCUGCCUCCUCCUUCCAAAACCCAGGUGCUCCCCCUCAUGAAACCAAAAGUUACCCGUCUCUCCGAAUAGAGAAGAAUGACCUCAGGAGUGUGACUUUAAUGGAGGCCAAGGCAAAAGUAAAAGACAUCGCAAUCUCAAGGGACAGAGUCACCCUGCGACAUGUCUUACAGGAAGGAACAUUUGGCCGAAUCUUCCACGGAGUGCUGCUGGAUGAAAAGGACCCCACCAAGGAGAAACAAGUCUUUGUGAAGACAGUGAAAGAUCAUGCCUCAGAGGUGCAGGUGACCAUGAUGCUGACUGAAAGCUGUAAACUUAGAGGACUUCAUCAUAGAAACCUGCUGCCCAUUUGUCAUGUGUGUACAGAGGAGGGAGAAAAACCCAUGGUGCUGCUGCCCCUCAUGGCCUGGGGCAAUCUCAAGUUGUUCCUGCGCCAAUGCAAGCUAGCCGAGGCUAACAACCCUCAGGCGAUCUCUCAACAGGACCUGGUGUACAUGGCCAUUCAGAUCGCGUGCGGAAUGAGCUACCUGGCUCGCAGGGAGGUCAUCCACAAAGACCUCGCUGCUCGGAACUGUGUCAUUGACGACAACAUGCAGGUGAAGAUUACGGACAACGCCCUCGCUCGAGAUCUAUUUCCGAUGGAUUACCACUGUCUGGGGGAUAAUGAGAACCGUCCUGUCCGCUGGAUGGCUCUGGAAAGCUUGCUCAACAAUGACUUCUCCAGCGCCAGUGACGUGUGGGCCUUCGGCGUGACGCUGUGGGAGCUCAUGACUUUGGGGCAGACCCCCUACGUCGACAUCGACCCUUUUGAGAUGUCUGCCUACCUAAAGGACGGCUACAGAAUAGCACAGCCUAUCAACUGUCCAGAUGAACUGUUUGCUGUGAUGGCUUGUUGCUGGGCGCUGGACCCAGAGGAGAGGCCCAAGUUUCAGCAGCUUGUUCAGUGCCUCACAGAGUUUCACGCCGCGCUGGGUGCUUACGUGUAAAAACAGCCAUAUUCAUGUCAACAAAGGUUAGGAAAAACAACACUAAAGGCUGCUGGACUCUACUCACUUGGAACACGUUCAAAAAUGUGCCUUAUCAGACUCUCGCCUAAAGAUUUUCCUUUGUACAGUUUUUUUUUAUUGUUUAAUUACCUUUUUACAGCAUAGAGGAGGAAAAAGAUACGUUAUUUUCUGUUGUUUGGUUUCCUUCCAAAGCAUCUUCUCCUCAACCUGAGAGGACAGGAACAAUGGAGACAUGUCCUCCUCCGUGUGACUCAUGAACGACUGAACAACUCUUACAGAACACUUAAAGCUUCUGAAAACGAGCAUUUUCUACAGGUUUGUUAUGUAGUAAAACAGUAUAAAUUUGUUUGGGUACCAAAGCAGACUCAAACGCCACGCUGGUACAGCUUGUGUCGUCCCAGAUGUUUAGAUUUGCUCUGUUGUGGUGAGCUCGAGCUUGGUACGACAGGUAGCCAGGAAACCACGCUCCGAUUGUUGUGAUAUUUCUGAGAGCUCUUCAAAUGGUACGGCGCUUCCUCUGGAUGAGUUUCCUUUCCUUCUAUUUAAUCGUGCCAACACUCAGUGGAAACAUCCCAGGUGCUUUUAUGGCUGCUCUGUGGACAGAACCGCAGCUCAGAUUACAGCGAAGCUGCACACACACCAGCUUUCACAUUCUUAUUCAGUUUGGAUUUUACAGACUGUAAUUAUUUGAAUGCCUCUUUUUUCUUUGUAUAUUUUGUAUAUUUGAUUUAUGCCCUCUCCCCCAUAUACUGUUUUUUAUAAGCUUGAUUGUUCUGUGUCAGAACACACCCCUAAACAGAGUGAUUUGUAGAAACGUUUAUGCUAUCAAUCACUGUGAAAACAUAUGACUGCCAACCAGCGUGCUCUCAUUGUAUUCCUCCACCUUUAACAUCUUUGUGAUAUGUUUUUAUGGUCACUGCAUGUUGAGAUAACUGCUUCCCAAAUUCAUAUCCACAAAUAAAAUGGGAUCUUUUAAAAA
This is a messenger RNA of Girardinichthys multiradiatus, 3365 nucleotides long. RefSeq names its product receptor like tyrosine kinase (gene ryk). Lineage: Eukaryota; Metazoa; Chordata; Actinopteri; Cyprinodontiformes; Goodeidae. Gene Ontology annotation, cellular component: signaling receptor complex. Gene Ontology annotation, biological process: protein phosphorylation; axonogenesis; cell surface receptor protein tyrosine kinase signaling pathway. The record is from RefSeq and is a predicted model, not a curated record. Bases 476 to 2365 code for a protein of 629 amino acids. The transcript is spliced from 16 exons. Gene Ontology annotation, molecular function: ATP binding; protein kinase activity.